Messenger RNA from Alosa alosa (allis shad), 1267 nucleotides. RefSeq lists its product as uncharacterized. The record is from RefSeq and is a predicted model, not a curated record. Lineage: Eukaryota; Metazoa; Chordata; Actinopteri; Clupeiformes; Clupeidae. Bases 67 to 477 code for a protein of 136 amino acids. The transcript is spliced from 4 exons.
CUCACCUACGUGUUCUUGAGAAACAAGGUUCCCUUGAAGUUACCAACUUUGGGUCGUUUGUUCCACAUGUUCUCCAAAGAGACAUGCCCUGAUGAGGUGCUGUACAGAGAAUUACUACACUUUCUCAGUGGUGUUGCAGAAGAUGAUCAAAACAAGAUGAAGAUAGACAGAAGCAGUCAGCCUCGAUCGAGGACAUCCGUGUCAGUGCAUAGUGACCCUGGCAGGCCACCCACUAAUGUCAGGACAAACAAGAGCUGGACUGAAAGGUUUCAGAAGAUUGAGAAAGCCAUGGAUCUGUGUGAUACUCAAAACACUGGGUACCUUGACAAGGACAAAGCCAGACGUCUGCUUCAAAACUACAAUGUCAUCCUCGACCUCCACUUGAGCCCCCUGAAGAUAGCUGAAGUGACUCACACCACUCCGUCGGAGGGCAAGGUCCACUUGGCCUCGGCGCUGCGGUACCUUAAGGGGUUAUGAAAAGGGCUCCGAUUCUAGACAUCUGGGCUCUUAAAAUAGACAUGGCAGCUGGGGUAUAGAGAAUGAGACAAAAAAAGUACUAGAUAUUCGUAGAACGUUUUAUAAUGCAGAACACCACAGGACAUGACACAUCUGGGGUAAUUGGUCAUUCCACAUUGCUUAGCCUUCACCGUGCUUUGCUAACUUCACCGUUCUGCUUCGCUAAGUUGAGAAUUUGCAGUAUGUAACGAGAUCAUUUAAAAAAAUAUGCACAUCUAAAACAUACAUAGAAAACUAUUUAAGAGUGCAAAACUGGUCAUGUGAUUCAGAGGGGGGGAAAGAAGAGUCCAUUUCAGCCCCAGGUCCCGUCCUUCAGCUGCUCGUCCAGCUUUCUGGUCUCCUGUUUCAAUAUCAUUCGGGCCAGAGCUAUUUCUUCAAUGAGCAGUGGGUCACCUGCCGGGUACUGCUCCGACACCGACGCCCUAUCAGGUCAGAGGUCAAUAGGAGAUACCGUAAGGGCACGUUUGCAAUAGGUGGAAAAAGCAAACACACAAUAAAUUAAAUCUAAAAAUUAAAAGUUUAUUAAAUAAAUAAACACAAUUAAGUAAAUACACAUGUUAAACUUUCUCACAGAAUGUUAAUGCAAGCCUAUCUGUUAAAAUUGAUUUGUAAUUACUACUCUCUUUAAGUGUUUUAAGUCCUUUGCUUUGUAUAGGCAAGGUGAAACCAAUAUAUUCAGAUAUUUACAUGCUAAAAUAUGUUCUUUCUGUUAAAUGGAGAGUGCUCUGACCUGAGAUGUUGUGCCAGUUCU